AUGUCUGUUGUAAAUGUUUAUGCGACAUCUGCAACUACAGAGAAUCUCUCUCGCCAUGAAAUGUUGAUGUGGGUGAAUGAUUGUUUGCAAUCGAAUUUUUCUCGCUUAGAAGAGAUGCAUACGGGUGCUGCUUAUUGCCAGACAAAUCAGAUUGUUUCAUAUGAUUUUCAGUUUACUGAUUUUCUUUUUCCUGGAUCCAUACAGUUGCGUCGAGUCAAAUGGAAUAGCAGGUUAGAAUUGGAUUGGUUGAGCAACUGGAAGCUGUUGCAAACUGCAUGGAAAUCUCUUGGUAUUGACAAAAUUGUACCUGUUGAAAAACUCAUCAAGGGGAAAUUUCAGGAUAAUUUUGAAUUCUUGCAAUGGUUCAAGAAAUUUUUUGAUGCGAAUUUUGAUGGUCAUGAAUACAAUCCUUUGGAAACACGUGGCGGUGAACCACUUCCUUCAAUUGUAAAAACUAAUGCCCCCUCUCGCAUGCCUGCUGCUAAGGCACUGGGGCAUGAGAAAAAAUCGCCAACCCAUUCAACUAGCAAUGUGGCUGGAAAUAAAUCGGAAGUUAGGAAAGCUGCUCCAGCUCCAUCAAAAAUAAUGGCAUCUGUUCCUGUUCGAAAUCCCCAGGUUAAUGCUGGGCGCACUGUAAAUGCUGCAAUGGAUCAACAGAAGAAAGCUAUUUUUUUGCAGUUAAUAACUAGUUUGAAAAAUGAAUUAAAAGAUGUUCGUCAGCAGCUUGCAGAAAGUGAUGGAGUUAUUUUGAGUUUGGAAAAAGAAAGAGACUUUUAUUUCUCUAAGCUACGCCAAAUCGAAAUAAUCUGCCAAGACAACGAACAAAUUGGCAAUGUUGACGUAUCGAGAGUCUUUGCUGUCUUGUAUGAAACGGAAGAAGGCUUCGCACCACCUAAUGAAAGCGAUGCUGAAAACAACGGCGAGGUUCAUUGA
This is a messenger RNA of Dracunculus medinensis (Guinea worm), 933 nucleotides long. The record is from the annotation of a GenBank genome assembly. Lineage: Eukaryota; Metazoa; Nematoda; Chromadorea; Rhabditida; Dracunculidae.